This is a messenger RNA of Penicillium angulare, 1671 nucleotides long. RefSeq lists its product as uncharacterized. The coding region runs from base 1 to 1671 and encodes 556 amino acids. The transcript has a single exon. The record is from RefSeq and is a predicted model, not a curated record. Lineage: Eukaryota; Fungi; Ascomycota; Eurotiomycetes; Eurotiales; Aspergillaceae.
AUGUCCAGACCUUACACACGAUCCAUUGCAAGCGCUGGGAGCGGGUCGGUAAGAAGUGUUCAACCACGAUCCUCGUCCGCGCGUGGAGAGCGUUCCGCCUCGAAUCCGACUUCCUUUACCCUAGACGCGAACCAUUAUGAUACCGCUUUACCACCCAUCAACUUCAGCCAAACACCGAUCGUACACCGACGGACCGGAAGUACGUUGAAAACAGUCAUGCGCAAGAUAUUCAACAGGAAAAGACAGAGCCAGGCAGGUGGAGUGGAGGAAAAUCCAAAUGAGGCGUUUUAUACAUCGGCUCCAAUGAGGAGAUCAGGACCAGCGGAGGGGAAAACAUUCUUGGCUAUUCCUACACCCUCGGAGUCGAAGAGGAGUAGCCCGCUAUCAGAAGAGAACCUGCAAAUGCAAUUUGCCGAGACACAUCUUUCACCAACUGCCAUGACAGGAGGUUCAUUGCCAUCACCUGGUUUCGCUCGACGACGGAGACGGGCUACACUUCCUAGUGUCAUAUUUUCUGACGACGAAUCACGGUAUGGGGUGGCAUCCAGUGCAAUUUCCGACCCACAAGAAGACCGCAUUCACACCCAAGAUACAUAUCAACGAAGGCAUAGCAUGCUCCAAGAUCGUCGACGAUCUAGAAGUACAGAUGCACUCAGAGAGCUUGUAAAUGAGCAGCAAAUGCAACAGGAAAUUCCACAGGAAGUAGUGCCUUCGCCAUGGCCUGCACGCACAACAUCGGUUUCUACGCCUGUCCCCGACUCUAAAUCACCUAUUCUUGAAGGUAGCUCAACCAGUGGACAAUCCGCUAGACCGUCCACGGGUACGACUGUAACCAGCGUCACCCGUGAGUCCGCAGCACCGUCAAUUACUACAUCGGACGGCCGAGCAGAGCAAGCGAGUCUGCCUCCCAACGUGCGCAACCUAGUUCACACAAUGCAGCAAGACGACGGCUUGACAGUGGAGCAGCGUCUGAACACUCUCGAGGUGAAAAUGAUAGAUCUCGAAUUUGCUAUCGCCCGAAUGCAAUCCAGCCCUGUCGACAAUCCUCGCAUAGAACGCUCAUCACGUCAAAAGAAUACCCCAUCAACCGACUCAUUUGCUUCCCAUACACGUAACAAGCCUUCGUCGGGAUACCUGGGCUCACCUGACAACGAGCGCGACCGUGAGCGUGACGAAUCUCCUAGUCCUUUGGCCAAUUUCUCUGCUUCGGUGCGUCCACCAAGCACCAGCACAAUCCGCCCCGAUACCAUGAACUCACGAAUUGUUCGCCCUGCAACAUCUACGACAUCAUUAUCCGAUUUCAACGGUGUCUCGAUCGAGCAGUACAGUACCCUUGUCACACUUCUUCGUCGUGAACAAACUGCACGCCGGAAUCUUGAAGGUCAGGUUUCGGGUCUUAGGGAUGAUCUUCGUCAGAUUCAGCGUGCGGCUCUCCAAUCUAUGGAGAUGGGUACUAUGUAUCCCAUUCAUAGCAUGGAUUCACAGGAGUUCCUUCGCUUCCGUCGCGCUCUAGACGACUCUGACACUCCUUCGCCGGCCCAAACGGCGGGGGAUAGUCGUGCACAUACCGGAUAUGAUGGCGACUCGAAUUGGGCGCCUGAUGACCCGAUCGGGCCCCAUAAAUGGGAUAAUAGCAAUGGACAACGAACAAUCACUACUCCGAUGAUUUAA